Messenger RNA from Schistosoma rodhaini, 4527 nucleotides. Lineage: Eukaryota; Metazoa; Platyhelminthes; Trematoda; Strigeidida; Schistosomatidae. The record is from the annotation of a GenBank genome assembly.
AAAUCAUUCGGUUCAUACAAACGCGUGACAAAGACAUUGGAUACAGAGCGCCUUUUCAGAAGACAUCGCUACAAGUCGUUCAUCAUGCCUCGGAUUAACAUCAAAGGGGGUGUUUGGAGGAACACUGAGGAUGAAAUUCUCAAAGCUGCUGUUAUGAAAUAUGGCAAGAAUCAGUGGGCAAGGAUAGCUUCUUUGCUACACCGCAAAGCCGCUAAACAGUGUAAAGCUAGAUGGUACGAAUGGCUUGAUCCCAGUGUCAAGAAAACAGAGUGGAGCCGUGAAGAAGACGAAAAGUUACUACACCUUGCAAAGCUUAUGCCAACUCAGUGGCGAACAAUUGCUCCGAUAGUUGGAAGAACUGCGAACCAAUGUUUGGAACGCUAUGAAUAUCUCUUGUAACUCAUAAAUUCAUUAUUAUUUUAAAACCAAGGGACAAAGCACAAAACAGGGAAGGAUUAUCCGCUGAGGAGGAUCCUAAACGCCUUCGUCCCGGAGAAAUAGAUCCAAAUCCGGAGACCAAACCUGCCCGUCCAGAUCCUGUUGAUAUGGAUGAGGAUGAACUAGAAAUGCUUUCAGAAGCCAGAGCACGGUUAGCCAAUACACAGGUCCGUUGCUUUCGAUGUUUUUACAAUUCAAUUCCAUAAAGUUAUUUGGUGAGGCAUAGAACAACUAUUUUCGCAUUGCCUCACAAUAUAAUCUUUUACUCCUUUGAAAUCAUUUGUUAAAAUAAGAGCUAUAAUAAAGUACAUAAUCCUAUCAAAAUAAGUCUCCGGAAACCAAACUAGUUAUGCAUAUCGUAGAAGGGCAAAUGUUCGGACUGAAUAAUUCUGGGCCCGAAUUUCAUGAAUUUAACUUUCAUAGCUGAAUAAAUAAUGAACAUCACGAAAUGAUCAUUAACUUCAAAUUUACUAAAGAUCAAUGUUACUGAUGGUUUCUGGAUCUCGACGUUAUUUCGAAAAAUCUCAGUAAGUACAAUGAAAUAAUACCUAGUUAGAUUUGAUUUGUUUGUUGUCACUUGGACUUAGAUUAAUUUCUUCAUAAUUCUUCUUUGUGUCUGAUCAUUCCUAUCUCCGGGUGAUUGUUGAUGGUUAGCGUAAACACUAAUUAACGAGCGGUUUCGUCUUUAUGUGCUCGAGCACGGUUAUAAGUCGCUUGUUGUCACCAUCUUGAAACACCUGUUUUGGUGGCUUCAACAUAUGCUACGAAUAUCUUAGCGGACUCCAUAUCGCUUUUUGUUUUUUGAUGUUAGCACUGAGUAGAAAAAGGGAGUAUAUUAAUAUACGUGGCUGUGCUCAGUGGAGACUUUCCUCGUGUUUGGAGGUCAAUAUACUUAAAGUUCGGGUUAUUAGAGUGAUUCUCAUUCUUUGAAAGUGCUCUCAUGUCUAGUUUUAUAGAGUCAAUCGUUCUUGUGGAUCUUUUCGAUAAUUCGUUUUCUUUAAAACCAAAUUCAUGUCUGAAAAUCUUUUCACAUCUGUUUGUUUAUACAUUUUACAUUUAAAAGACGUAAAAAUUACUUGUAUGGUCCCCACCUAACUCUUCAUUUGCCUGUUCUUUGUGAUCUAAGGGUAAAAAAGCAAAGCGUAAGGCUAGAGAACGUCAACUGGAAAUUGCGCGGAGAAUGGCUAUGAUGCAAAAACGUCGAGAACUUCGAGCAGCUGGUCUAGGAACAUUCUUAGGAUUAGCACCGAAAACGAAGCCAUGCAUGGAUUAUAAUUCCGAAAUUCCAUUUGAGAAGCAACCUCCCAAAGGAUUCUAUGAUACUAGUAGGGAAAAACCAGAAAUCAAACCUAUGGACUUUCAGCGUUUAAGACUUUCAGACAUCGAAAAAGAAAGUUUUAUGGAAAGGGAGAAGCGUGAACGUAAAAAGGAUGCUGAACGCCAGGCUAAACGUAUGCAAUCUGAUUUACCUGGGCUUAUUUUGCAACGUGGGAAUUCUUUGGAUGAGCCAAUGUUAAAACGAUCUAAACUUGUACUUCCUGCUCCUCAAGUAUCUGAUCUGGAAUUGGAAAAUUUAAUCAAAGUCGGUCAAGCCGGUGAAAAUGCUGUAAGAAUGGCCAUUGAAGAUGCUGAUGGUGAAUUGGGUUCUGCAACACAUCCUCUUUUACCGGAAUAUCCUACCGGUAGUUUUGCAACACCUGCCUUAAAUCUUCAACGCACUCCAAUGGCUGUGAUAGAUUCUGUGACUAGAGAAGCACAAAAUAUUUUAGCUUUACAACAAGUUCAAACUCCUCUUAAAGGUGGUGAAAAUACUCCAUUAGUUGGUGAAUCUGAUUUUUCUGGUACAACACCUCGUUUACCAAAUACUCUAGCAACUCCAAAUGUUUUACUUCCCAGUCAGAUAGUCGGUGCUACUCCAUUUCGUACACCGAACAGCAACAUUGAAAAUGGUACUCCAAAUCUUAUCGGUGGUGAUGCUAAUAAUACACCUGGCCCAUUAAGAAAAGGUGAACAACAUUAUGGUCCUCCAGGAUCAAAUACACCACUAAGAAAUCGUUUGAAUAUAAAUCCAAUCGAUGGAAAUAAUUUAGAUGGUCUUAAUAAUAAUCAUCCCGAAGGUAUGGUAGACUACUAUGAUCCAAAUGGUGUAAAAACAAAUCUACGCAAAAGUUUAGCUAAUCUACCAACACCGAAGAAUAAUUUCGAAAUAUUUCUCCCUGAUGAAACUAAACCUGACGGUGAUGAUGUGGAUGAUAAUAACUUUGAAGGUUUUAACGUAGAUAUGGAUCAAUCAGAAGAAGAUAGGGGAACUGCUUCAAGAAUUCCAGAUCAGUCAGAUUUAGAUAGACAAUCUGAAAAAGAACGUGCUAAAGCCGCUGAAUUGGAAUGGUCCAAACGAAGUCAAGUUGUUAGACGAUCUUUACCUAGACCAUCAGCUGUAAACCAUACAAUUUUGCGUAAUAUUCCAGGUUCAGUUAACCAACUAUCUCAACAAGAUGCGAAUAUGACAGAUUUACAAAAGGCUGAAGAAUUGAUUAAACAAGAAAUGGUAACAAUGAUGCAUUAUGAUAAUUUAAACAACCCACCACCAAAUCAAUUGUUGGAUGCUGCUAAACAAACUACUAAUCCAAGUGGUAGCAGUGGUGUUGCUCCUGCUAGUCAACAAAGACGUUAUUUACAACAGCUAAAAGCUACACAUGAAAGCUUUUUGAAAGACUGUCCAUAUGAACAGUUUGUUCCGGAUGAUUUGAAAAUGGCGGAGAAUUUACUGGAAGAGGAAAUGCAUGUUGUUCGAAAUGGUAUGGGACAUGGUGAAUUAUCAGCUGAAGCAUAUGCUAAAGUUUGGCAUGAGUGUUUAAGUCAAGUUUUAUAUUUACCGGCACAUAGACGUUAUACACGAGCUAACUUAGUAACAAAACGUGAUCGGAUUGAAUCACACGAGAAACGGUUGGAUCAACUUCGUCAUCUUAUGGCUGAAGAAGCCAAACGAGCAGCGAAACUGGAGAAAAAACUCAGAAUAUUGUUAGGUGGAUAUCAGUCACGGGCACAAACCUUAAUGAAAGCCAUUGAAGAAAGUGUCGAUCAAAUUGAACAAAGUCAAAUGGAAUUAACCACAUAUGAACGACUGCACGAGCAAGAAUUAUGCGCUAUCGCUAGACGUUCAGAUGUUUUAGAAGCUGAUGUUGAACGUCAACAAAAACGAAAUGCUGAUCUUCAACGAGAGUAUGGUAGAUUAAUUCGUAUUCGUGAGGAACGUGAAGCAGACGCUUUCUUAGCUAGUAAUAUGGAUUUAAUUAGUAAUGGUGGUGGUAGUGGUGGUAAAGAUGAUGGCGAUACACCAAUAUCGAAUACUGCUAGUGGUGAUGUUACAUCUAUUUCAACGGAUAUACAUAGUCAGUCUAAUACUGAAUCAUCACAAGCACAAAAACAAACAAUAUAUGGAAAUAAGAAUAUGGUAUCAGGCAAGUGGAUUGCUGUGACACAGAUCGAAAAUAUAGAAGAUCCUGAUCAACCGAUGUUGUUAUCCAAUGGAGAGAUUCCUACAAAGUCUCUCCAUGAUUCAAAUCAUUUCGAAAAUGAUAAUAAUAAUAAUAAUAAUCAUUAUACUACUGAUGAAAAUGUUGUUAUACCUCUUUCAAAUAAUAAUGAGAAAACAUCAUCUAAUGAUACAGAAUCAUUGAAUAAUAUCAUGUUAGAAACAACAGUAAAACAACAAACUAUUAGUUCACAUUAAAAAUGUUAUUUAUCUAAUCUAAUUUCCAUGUAUACAGUAUUGUUUUUUUGCCUAUUUUCUUUCUUUCUUUCUCUCUCUCUCCCUCUCCCCCCACUCUCUCUCUCUUUUUGUGUAUGAAGACUUCAGAAUUUUUUUUAAUACACUAUGCAAAGUUUAAAUGAACUAACUAGGGGGGGGGAUUCGUUUAUUCUUUUCUUUAUAUAUAGAUUAGUGAACUAUGUAUUCAUGCAUGGUAUUGAAAAAAAAACACAGUUUCACACCAAUAUAUCUGUUGCUGUUUCUCUCUCUCUCUCUACUAUUCACUUAAUUGUUUGUAAAGAAUAAUAAUAAUAAAUAACGUAAUGAUUAUAAUUAUC